GAAGCUCAGGCAGCAAAAGAACCCGACCAUUGAACCGCGAGGCAGAAGACGAUCGCGCUCUAGUAACAGCGUAUUAAACGAGGCCUGUGGCACCAGCGAAAUGGCAGUAGCUCGGAGGGCAAUUGCCAGACGAGAACUUCACUGGCAGAGGUGGAAAUCGUCUACUCUCACCCUACUGAUCAUGGCCUUACCACCAAUAAAGUUAACGCCAUGCCACUUUAGCAAGACCGCAUUAUCACAAACUCACACGGCUCCUACUCGCCUCCUUUGGUCAAAUAUAUACUUCCUUCUGGGAGUACAUAGUAUUGCAGGUCAACCUGUUUGGGAAUGUAGGACCCGUCUCGGAGUCCAGUCAGCGUGUCAAUCACGAACAUUGCAGACGUUUACACGAAGCAUUCGUGUGGAACCGUCGUUAAGUCACCUUGAUGGUUGUGAGUGGCAUCAGCUUGCAGAGGAUAGUUCGAACCCUAGAGGCAGUACUAAUCGAUGUUAGUACUAGCCACUGAACUCAAACUAGACAUGGUGCAACCCACACGUACAGUAUCACUUCGUGACUGCAGUCUUCCCACCGAAUGACAGUGAUGCGUACGUACGCCGUGUUGAGACGUGUGAAGGCCAGGCCGCCCGCUGUAGCGGUCAU
Pisolithus orientalis is the source of this 640-nucleotide messenger RNA. RefSeq lists its product as uncharacterized. The transcript has 2 exons. NCBI's taxonomy places the organism in Eukaryota, Fungi, Basidiomycota, Agaricomycetes, Boletales, Pisolithaceae. Bases 101 to 493 code for a protein of 130 amino acids. The record is from RefSeq and is a predicted model, not a curated record.